Molecule: messenger RNA, 4224 nt
Organism: Chelonus insularis
Lineage: Eukaryota; Metazoa; Arthropoda; Insecta; Hymenoptera; Braconidae
Gene: knockout
Product: Stork-head domain-containing protein knockout
Exons: 8
Coding region: 879-3764 (961 amino acids)
Biological process (GO): regulation of transcription by RNA polymerase II
Cellular component (GO): nucleus; cytoplasm
Molecular function (GO): RNA polymerase II transcription regulatory region sequence-specific DNA binding
Source: RefSeq, a predicted model, not a curated record
GGCUGGAACCGCGGCCACUUCAGUUUGAGUCUGACUAUCGGAGCGUACACAUCUGUCAUUUGCUUACGCGUGGAGGACAUUUUUGUUGGUUUAUUUAUUUGAAUAAACUCCGAAAUUAUUCUGCUGUCAGAGACGGACAUUUUUCUGACAUUUUUGGAUAAUAAAAAGCUUUGUUCUGUGGGUACCAUCUAGACAAUUGGAAAAUGGAGCAGUGAUUUUUGGAGUGAUGUAUUGUGUGGAAAAUUUUGAAAAGAAGGAAAGCUGUGGUUUGCUUUGUAUAGCUUUUGGUACAAUUUGACAUUGUAAAGAUUUUUUUGAUAAAUUUAUUAGACGACUUUUAUUGUGAAUUGCCUGUGGAGAAUUUCAGAAACUUGUUUGGUAGGUUAUUUUGAAGAGGGAGAAAAGGAGCACCCGAGGAGACUUGGGUGUAGAGCAGAAGAAUUUGAGAAGAAGAAAGAGAGAAAAACAAACCCUCUUUUUCUUUGUUCACUAAAGGGACGAAAAGGAACUUUCAGGCUUUCGUUCUCAGUUUAACUAAGAGUUUUAUAUCAAAACGAUCUAUUUCAAAGUUUACUUUUUAACUUACCUAUUGAUGACACAAAGAGAUUUUUUGGCUUAAACGAUAUUUGAGUUUUUUAGAGUUUAUAUUCGAAAAUAAUCAAGUGCGAGUGUUUAUGAUACAAUGAUAUUUAGUUGGGUGUAAAUUAAAAAUGUAAACACCUUUGGUUUUAAGAGUUGUUUUAUCUUCUAUUCCUUUGCCAUUUGAAGGACUGUGUUGGAAGUAAUUUACAUUCAGGAGCUUGGAUAUUCACUCCUCUCUUUGAUCUCGCGAUGCCGCCACCCGAUCGUCACAGUUUUUAACUGUAGGCCUGAAACAAAUGGCCUCGAUACUUGGAGAUGGCACGGGCCCUGGUGGGCCCGGUCCCACGAGGUGCCUUCUCCUUUUGCAAAGAUCCCUGGCCAUUCAGCUGAGUCGUGGACCUCCGCCUACGGUUCUUGCUACCAACCAACAUGACAGCUCUAAAGAGCAUCCUGCCGAUGAGAUGUGGAUGUACGACAAGGGCUACAAUCUCUUCCAGAGCUUCUUGGAGGCAAAUUCCAAGUGCUGGUGGAAUGCAGCAUUGGUGGAUGCAACUCGUCAAUUGAGAUAUAAUGGUCAUGUAGCUCCUGGUAUUCUCAUGGUUGCUGGCCCACCCUGUGCCUUGGAAGUUCUACGAGCUGCAUGGUCUAGGAAUGUACUCAGACCUCCUGCUGAUCAUUGUAUCACUUGUCUUGGUGACAUCGAAGACUGUUUGGUUGCACCUGUCGCUCAAGGCCAAUUUACGCCACUUCCGGAAGCUUUAUGUUGGGCAAUUUUGGAGUUAACAUCACAAAGACAGGCAGCCACACUCGAUACACUUCGUUCAGCACUGAGAAAUGCUUUUCCAACGAUGCAACGACCAAGUCGUGAACUUGUUUACGAUGCUCUAGCAAAACUUAUGCAAGAACGAAAGAUAUAUCACACGUCUCAAGGCUACUUUGUCGUGACUCCAGAGACUAAAAGACUUAGACGAGAUUCUAGUGGUUCCAGAAGGAAUUCUCGUGAAGUUGGAAGUUGUCGAGGACAAGGUGGGAUGCUGAUGAGUAACGACGAAGCUAUGGCUCUCGUCCACGGUGAGAUGCUCACCCUCAGGGACGGAAAUGUGACGCAUCAAGCUGUGCAGACAAAUUUAGCCGAUGUUAUUUGUGGAGGGAAUCCAAAUGACAAAAUUCUUUUCGCACGAUGUCGAUCGGUACCAGGUCGCUUGGAGAGAAGGCAUUCUUUGAGACUCUGGGGUUCUGCCAGAAGGCUUCACAGGAGCGGAAGUUCUCGAUCUUUGCCACGAAGGCCAGAAAGAAGUGACACUUCAUCCAGCGCCGAGUAUGCCAGCACAGACAGCGCGCCUCACAGUCCCACUAGCCUCUCGGGCAUAUUUUCAGAGAAGAUAGGCUUACUAUCAAGGCUGUUUCGGCGAAGCAGUAGGAGAAAGGGAACUCCCUUAAUGGGUACUUUCAGUGCUCAGUAUCCGCCUACUGAGUGGUUCAAUCCCAGAGUUGUUCAUCUUCACAGCGUGGCAACGCAAACGAGAGCCAUCAGCCCAUCGAUGAUGGAAGGUUUAGACCAAUCACAGGCCAGUUUCCAAGUUUGGGACGAUUCGAGUUCAGUUCGUUCUGCAACGUUACCCAGGAGACACAGGCGUCAGCCAAGUGGUGACUCAACAAGUUUGCUGGCUAAUUCAACGCCAAGAAGCUCGAGAAGACAUCGAUCACCUUGUUCUACACUUCCUCGUUCGAAAUGUUCAAGCUUAAGUCGAUGUACUUCGCGAGCUUCUGUACUACCAUCCACGAAUCAGGAUCCUUAUCAAGCUCGAGUACCAGUGCAAAAUGGUAAACACUCUAGCAACUCAUCACCAAGUAGAAGUGGCGGCAGUUCAGGGUCCGUUAGAGCACCAAAUGCAAGUCCAGCAAAGACGGCGACUCUUGGAAGGUCAAGCACUCGACACAGCUCGCGGAGACCCAGUCACGACUCAACUGGUAGCGGCACUAAGUCAUCGAAUAGUUCUCCACAACACAAGGUUCUGCAAAAGACGUCUUCCACACAUUCAACACACUUGAGCAGUAAGUCUGUAUCUAAUGGAAAACUCUCAUCUCCGUUAAAGACGUCUGUCAACUCUGCCAAAUCAUCUCCAUUAAAAGUUAUUCAGCAAGGAGCAUUAACUCCUCUUCAAGAAACACAGAACUCAAUAACGCUUCAAGUCUCUACAAACCUAAGUCCUGUCAGUCCUCCACAAGAGCAAAGAGGCAUCUCUAGCAGCGUUACUCUAGCUUCAAACGCUUCAAGUACCACCACCAUAUCAGGCUCUCCAGGAACAAAAAUUUAUGUUCAUCAGAAUAACUCUCCAAUGCGGUCAGUUAUUACCUUUGAAAAUGGUACAGCUAAAAAUAUUAUUGAAAAAGAAACUUGUAGCAAUAAGGAAAAGGAAGAGAUGAUAAGUGAAAAGAUUCAGAAAGCUAUGCUCGAAAAGGAAAAAUUAAAUUCUAAAACGGAUGAGGAUAAACUUAAAAAGGUUAAUGAUGAAGACUGGAAAUCGAUGAAAUUAGAGCGGCCUUCUUCACUUUACACGACAAAAGAUACAAAAUCUGAAUCAGAUAAAGAAAAUAAACCUAAAAUUGAAGAAGAAACUCCGAAUAAAUUAAAAUUAACGAAUCGAUUGAAUAAUAGUCAAGCACAUUUAAUUGAUGGAUCAACGAAUAACAUUGAUAAAAAUUCUCUUGCUUUGUCAAAUGAUCAUUCACUCAAUGGAUCUUCAAUUAAAAAUACCAAUGAUGCCAUGAAUAAUUCUCGAAAACUCAGUCUCUCAUUAUCCAAAGAUGCAUUGAGUUUUAGAAAUCUCCUUCGUCCAGGUUCUAAAAAUAAUGUCUCAAAUCCACCGUCACCUACAAAACCUUUCGAUGGCUUUGGAGGAUCAUUCAAUAAUGUUUAUAUCGAAAACUUAGAGAAUGGUAAAUCACGACGAGCUCCUCAAGGAUCAGAACCGAAUUUAGAAAAAACAGUGAGUCGAGGGGAUUUGUACUCUUACCCAAGUCUCAGUGACAUGCAGGUGCAGUUUACAAGUCUGGCAGCUCAGAAAAUACUUAAAGGUUGUCCAAUUAAUAGCGUUGAUACUUUAGUUGAGGUAAAUAUGGCAGCAGAUAAGCCUAAUAAUCGAGAUGUUACCGUACAUACAGACUUUGGACUUGUUUAAUAGAAAGUAAAAAAAUAAAAUUAAUCAGGAAAAAUUAUUUAUAAUAAAUUCAUCAUGUUUAUUAACGAUUGGAUGAAUGUAACCAAAUUACAUGUCGAGUCAACAAAAGCGUAACGAGCUUAUUUUGUAGUAAAUAGAAGUAAAGAAUAUUGUUCGAUUAUUCAAAGAACAGAUUCCGAAAAAUUAAAAAAAAAUAUAAUCAUAAAAGUUAGGCAGCCAUUCCAACGAAAAAGUAUUCUAUAGUCUUUUUAUAGUGGCCUGUAAUAUAUUUAGUGGUAAAGUUGAUAUAAUAAACUUAUUAUAAACGAGAAAUAAAAAAACCCCAUUUAAUUGAGGCGAUAAUUUUCACUGAGUGUAUAUCAAUCAAAUUAUAAAAUAUCAAAUGAUAGAAAUAAAAAUAUUGGAAAUACGUAAUUGCCAUAAAUUGGCUGAGAAAAAAUAAAAUAUUAUUGAUCGAUCA